AUGCUGCUUGUUUUGAGCAACAAAGAUAAGCUAACACUGUUGAAGAUGGAGGAGGGCAGGAGCAGCUUCCCUUUCCCAUACCAGCCUUACUCCAUACAGGAGCAGUUUAUGCAGGCUCUGUACCGCACUCUGGAGGACGGCAAAGUGGGAAUCUUUGAAAGCCCCACUGGAACGGGUAAAUCUCUGAGCCUAAUUUGUGGAGCGCUCAGCUGGCUCUCAGACUUCCAGAAGAAGAAGCAGCAAGAGGCGGCCGCUCUGCUGAAGGACCAGGCCGCCCCCUCAGCCUCAGCUCAGAGCACAAGCAGUAGCUCGGAAGAACCUGACUGGAUUACUGACUUUGAUGAAGAAAUUAAAAGGAAAAAGAGGGAAGUUCGCCUCGAGAUGAUACGAAACAAUGUUCAGCUGAAAUUUGCUAUGAAAAGAAAGAGUGAGGAGGAUGAGGCUUUUAAGUUACUCCAGCAGAGCACAGAGGACUCCGCAGAGGGGCCUGGAGAGAAGGAGGAUGACGAGCUGGUGGUGGCCGAAUACCAAAGUGAUGAUGAAACCACACAAACCAAAAGCAGAUUCCUUGGUCUUGAGGAAGAUGAUGAUGAAGAUUUGGUUGAAGAACAUGUUACAAAGAUUUACUACUGCAGUCGUACGCACUCCCAGCUGGCCCAGUUUGUGCACGAGGUCCAGAAGAGCCCCUUCAGUAAAGACCUGAGUGUGGUGACUCUGGGCUCCCGCCAAAAUUUAUGCAUCAAUGAGGAGGUGCGGCGUCUGGGAAGCAGUCAGCGCAUCAACGAGCGCUGCCUGGAGAUGCACAAAAACAAACGGGAGAAAUCCAGUCCUGAGGACGGAGUCAAACGUAAGCGUGGCUCUGCUAAAACGGUGUGUCCCUUUCACAAAGCCUCGGCACAGUUGCAGAUGCGAGACGAUAUUCUUGCCAGUGUUUAUGACAUGGAGCAGCUUCUGAGACGGGGGAAGGAGCUUCACUCCUGCCCCUACUACGCCACACGCCUCUCCAUACCACCAGCACAGCUGGUGGUGUUGCCCUAUCAGAUGAUCCUCCAUGAGGCCACGCGGCGUGCGGCAGGAGUCCAGCUGAAGGGCCAGGUGGUGAUCAUAGACGAAGCCCAUAACCUGAGUGACACACUCUCAUGCAUCCACAGCGCUGAAGUGACCGGAGCCCAGCUGUGCCGGGCUCACUCUCAGCUGAGCCAGUACUCCGACCGCUAUAGGAGCAGACUCUUAGCCAAGAACAUCAUGUACAUCAAACAGAUCCUGUUCGUGAUCCAGGGGCUCGUCAGAGCCCUGGGAGGUAAAGUUGGGCAGAAUCCACAAAGUCAGAGCACACAGGCUGGCACAGAAAUGUUCACCAUAAACAAUUUCUUAUUUAAGGCACAGAUUGACAAUAUUAACUUAUUUAAGCUGCAGCGAUAUUUUGAGAAGAGCCUGAUCAGCCGAAAGUUGGGGGGUUUUGUGGAGAAGUAUGCAGGCACCGGAGUCACAGUGCACCCCCACAACACGUAUACGGAGAACCGCCACACAGAGGGACUGAAUCGGUACCUCCAGAGCCUGCAGGGCAACUUUGCCCAAACAGUGAUGCUGUCUAAGCAGCAGGGCGCAGCAGAGAGUGACACUGUGCUGUCCUCUUCUCCAAUGAUGCAACUGGAGGGUUUCUUCAUGAGCCUCACCAACUGUAACACAGAUGGCCGGGUGGUGCUGCACCGCCACGGCACUCUCGCCGACAGCAGUGUGAAGUUCCUGCUCCUGAACCCGGCCGUGCACUUCGCGCAGGUGCUGAGGGAGAGCAGGGCUGUGGUCAUCGCUGGAGGCACCAUGCAGCCGGUUUCAGACUUCAAACAGGAGCUUCUCUUCUCUGCUGGCGUGGAGGAGGGUCGGAUUGCAGAGUUUUCGUGUGGGCAUGUGAUCCCUCCUGAAAACAUCCUUCCAAUAGUCCUUUGCAGCGGGCCCUCAGGUCAGGAGCUGGAUUUCACGUUCCAGAAGCGAGACUCCCCGAGCAUGAUGGACGAGACGGGCCGGGUCCUCUCCAACAUCUGUAAUGUGGUUCCUGGGGGAGUUGUGUGUUUCUUCCCCUCCUAUGACUAUGCACGAAAGAUCAUCAGUCACUGGGAGACCGCUGGAGCGCUCGGGCGUCUGGCCAGCAAGAAAAAGAUCUUCCAGGAGCCAAAAAAGGCUGGCCAGGUGGAGCAGGUGCUGAGUGAGUUCUCCCGCUGUAUCCAGAGAUGUGCACACGGUGGCGCUGUUCUCACUGGAGCCCUGCUGUUUUCUGUGGUCGGAGGGAAGAUGAGUGAAGGCAUCAACUUCUCCGACGAGUUGGGACGGUGUGUAGUGAUGGUGGGAAUGCCCUAUCCGAACAUCAAGUCCCCGGAGCUGCAGGAAAAGAUGGCUUAUCUGGACAAACACCUGCCUCACAGUGGAGGGAGGAGUCCUGGCCAGGCACUUGUCGAAAACCUCUGCAUGAGGGCGGUCAACCAGUCCAUUGGCAGAGCCAUCCGUCACCGUGGAGACUAUUCCAGCAUGGUUCUUUGUGACCGGCGUUACGCCCGCCCUGCAACUCAGGCCAAGCUGCCAGCCUGGAUCCAGGAGCGCACCAGCACGCACGCAUCCUUUGGCCCGGCUUUUGCUGCUCUCAGGAAGUUCUUUUUGGAGAAGAAGCAGCAGCAGCAGCAGCAGCAGUAA
Molecule: messenger RNA, 2685 nt
Organism: Knipowitschia caucasica
Lineage: Eukaryota; Metazoa; Chordata; Actinopteri; Gobiiformes; Gobiidae
Source: the annotation of a GenBank genome assembly